Messenger RNA from Capsaspora owczarzaki ATCC 30864, 1567 nucleotides. RefSeq lists its product as hypothetical. Gene Ontology annotation, molecular function: sarcosine oxidase activity; flavin adenine dinucleotide binding. Bases 90 to 1379 code for a protein of 429 amino acids. The transcript is spliced from 5 exons. Lineage: Eukaryota; Filasterea; Ministeriida; Capsasporidae. The record is from RefSeq and is a predicted model, not a curated record.
UGUGUUCUUCUGCUUUGCUUCCAAACUCAGUCUUUUGUUUGUGUUUUCUGAGCUUCUUUUCCACUUUUCCACUUUUCACUGCAAACACGAUGAGCGACGAGGCGGUUGUUCCCUGCGUGAUUAUCGGCGGCGGCGUCAUGGGCCUGUCUGCUGCAUGCGCCAUCCAAGAGCGCCGCGCGGCCGACCACCUGUCGCCAGCAGUGCUGAUGGAGCAGCACCAGGUGGUCGAGCACAAGCUGGGCAGCUCGCACGGACCAAGUCGCAUCACGCGCACUGCGUACACUGACCCCGUGUUUGCCAAGCUCAUGAAGCGCUCGCACCAGCUCUGGCACCAUCUGGCCGCGUCGACCGACGUGCCGCUCUUCAGUGAAUGCGGAGGUCUGAUGAUUGGUCAGAAAGACGCUCCGGCAAUGACGAGUGUCAUCCAAGCCCUCAAAGAGACCCAAGCUCCGUUUGAGAUUCUCCAGCCGGCCGAAUGCAACCGUCGGUUCCCAGGUGUCGAGCUCACGGAAUCGUACAUUGCCGUUGUGGACAAUACUGCCGGCGUUCUCUUUGCCGACCGCAUCAUCAGCACUCUGAAGGCUCGCUUCGUUGCGUUUGGCGGCACCCUCUGCUGCGACCGUCGUGUUGUUUCCUUGGACGUCCAAUCCGACGACAGGAUUGUUAUCACGUCGCAGGACGGCAAUCCCCAUGGCAUGACGCAAACAAAGUCGACAGAACCGUCGUUUGCCCCUGCGACCUUCACCACCGUGGCCAGUCGCGUCGUCCUUGCCGUUGGUGCGUGGUUACCGUCCCUGCUCGCCCAGGCGCCGAUUAUUUCUUCGCAGUUUGUCAAAGCCAUGCGCAAUCUGCAGGUGGAGAUGAGCCUGGAUGUGCAAGAAGUCACUGUGUCGUACUGGAAAAUCAAACCAGAGUUCCAAGACGCAUACAGCCUCAACAAAGGAUUCCCAGUGUUUAUCGACAUGGAUGCUGCACCUGGGCUGGUGUAUGGUCUCCCAGAGCAAGACAAGCCGGGAUACAUGAAGCUCUGUCUGCACCGCGGCCCGAGCAUUGCUGCUGAUGGGCGCUCUUUCACGCCCGCCGAGGAGAUUUGGACCCAGUUUGCGCCCUACGUCGACAAACUGUUCCCUGGCCUUGAUGUCAAGACUCCGCCCUUUACCGAGACGUGCAUGUACACUAUGACCAAGGAUGAACACUUCCUCAUCGACCGCCAUCCCCAGCACCGCAAUUUGAUCAUUGCGGGAGGAUUCAGUGGCCAUGGCUUCAAGCUCUCCCCUGUCGUUGGCGAAAUGCUGGCGCAGCUCGCCCUCGACGCCCCGCUGGCGUAUGACAUGGCUCCGUUUUCGUUUGAACACCACUGGAAAGUCAGCUCUUUGUAGUCGGCCCAGCAUGGUGACAGUACGUGUCAACAUGUCAUCCCUAUGAUCUGUUGCUGGGUGACUUGGAUGUGUUGCGAUUCAAUCCUUGCAUGGAUGUUGAUGAACAAAAUGUUUAAAAAAAAUCUCAAUCCCGAUUGGGCGUCAAAUCCCACCAGCAACCAUCAUGCUCCUCCAAUAAAGAUCUGCAC